AUGGGCGGCGGCCGCGACAUGGGUGGCGGCCACGACAUGGGUGGCGGCCACAACGGCGGCGUGAAGGGGUUCGUGUCCAACCUCGUCGGCGGCAGCGAAGGCCACGGGUACGGGUACGGCCAGCAGGGUCACGGUGGCUAUGGCAGCAGCUACGGACACGGCAGCUACGAGCAGGCUAGGGGUACGGCGGCCAUGGCCAGCAGCACGGCGGGUAUGUGCAGCAGGGGCACGACGCCUACGAGCACGGCUGCGGCGGCGGGCACGUACAGCAGCACGGCCACGGGCACGGCGGCGCGGCAGCCGUGCUCGUAG
Messenger RNA from Lolium perenne, 312 nucleotides. Lineage: Eukaryota; Viridiplantae; Streptophyta; Magnoliopsida; Poales; Poaceae. The record is from RefSeq and is a predicted model, not a curated record.